AUGGAGGUACAGGCAGCUCAGCAUCACAAGCCUCUCGCAAUUAUUGGGCUGGCAGCCAAAUACGCGCAAGAUGCAAAAGAUGUUAACAGCUUCUGGGACUUCCUUGUAGCAGCUCGAGAGGCGACGACGAGCUUCCCAGAAGAUCGAUUCAACAUCAAAGGCUAUUAUCACCCGGACCCUGAACAUGCUGGAACGACACACACUCAAGCGGCCCAAUUCCUCUCUGAGGACCCGAAUUCAUUCGAUGCCGCCUUCUUUUCUGUCAGUAAGACUGAAGCAGAGAGUCUCGACCCUCAGCAACGGCUGGUCAUGGAAAAUGUCUAUCACGCGCUGGAAAAUGCCGGGCUGCCGAUGCAUAAAGUUGUAUCUUCUAACACCGCCGUCUUCGUGGGUGGCUUCAAUCAUGACCAUCGUGACCGACUGAGCACCGAUCUAGACAUUGCCUUGAAGCACAAGCCCACGGGUUCCGAAGUCUCGAUGAUCUCGGGACGAGUUAGCUGGUUUUAUGAUCUCAAGGGCCCGAGCCUGACUAUAGAGACUGCGUGUUCCAGCUCGAUGGUUGCCCUCCACCUGGCUGCUCGCAGUCUACAUGCCCAAGAAAGUGAUAUGGCCAUUGUCAGUGGAGCAAAUGUUUACAGCUCACCCCAUCAUGUCUUGGCCUUCAGCUACUCCGGUUUUCUUGGUGCAGAAGGGAAGUGCUUUACCUUUGACCACCGAGCUAACGGGUAUUCUCGAGGGGAAGGCGUGGGAACCCUCAUUGUGAAGGAUUUAGAGAAGGCACUUUCUGAUGGCGACACAAUCCGCUCCGUUAUUCUUGCCACAGCCUUAGACCAUGAUGGUCGAACCCCGGGUCUGACUUACCCCAGCGGAGACGCACAAGUUCGUUUAAUACAGAGUGCGUAUCAGAGCUGCGGUCUAAACCCCGCGGAGACUAGUUUUGUCGAGGCUCAUGGGACAGGAACGUCUGCCGGGGAUCCGAUUGAGGUUAAGUCUCUUGCGCAAGCUUUUCAAACCCCCCAGCGAGGUCAACCUCUCUAUGUUGGCGCCGUCAAGUCCAAUAUCGGCCACCUUGAGGGUAGUUCCGGAAUUGCAGGCAUCUUAAAGACCGUCCUGAUACUUGAGGCUGGGCUUAUUCCGCCAAACGUCAACUUUGAGAAAGUAAACCCUCAAAUUAAGCACGAUGAAUGGAACAUACGUUUUCCACUUCAGGUUACUCCCUGGCCAGGGACCGGUGCACGUCGGGCUUCUGUCAAUUGUUUUGGUCUCAGCGGUACGAACGCUCACUGCAUCCUUGAAGAUGCUUAUGGCUACUUUAAGCGAAUGGGCCUGUCUGGGCACCAUAAUACUCGAUCGAUUGCUUCCCCUCCUUAUCAACAUGAGCCUGAAUCUACUGAGAACCGCUUGGGCCAGGCACUAUACGACAAAGAAAAGCAGAAGAUCACAUCGAAUCUCAAGUUGCUGCUAUUUUCCGGCUUCGACGAAGAAGCUCCUGCACGGGUAGCUUCACAAUUAUCGUCCCACAUGGAAACCAGAGCUGAAGAUGAUGGCGGAGCUUUGUUGGAUAUUGCAUACACGUUGUCAGAAAGGCGCUCCAGAUUUCGGUGGAAUAGUUAUAUGCUGGCUACAUCCUGUGAAGAUUUCAAGGCGCAGGUGGCACAGGGACGCGGCUUGUCACAGUCUCGGGGGGGCCAGACGCCACCACGGAUCGGAUUUGUUUUUACCGGACAGGGCGCGGUCGAUCCUCGAAUGCCCGAACAAUUGCUCCAGUACCCCAUUUUCCAGGACUCCAUUGCAGCUGCGUCAGCAUAUUUGACCCUUCAAAAUUGUCCGUUCGCGUUCAGAGACAGGAUCUUCAGCACCAGCGAGCACCCAGAUACUGAAAACUCGGAGAUUUCGCACAUUUGCUGCACGAUAAUUCAAGUAGCCCUGGUGGACCUUCUAGCCAGCUGGGGUAUUCGGCCGAGUUGUGUUGUUGGUCAUUCAUCUGGUGAGAUAGCAGCAGCCUACUGUGCAGGAGAGAUCAGCCGGGAGGUGGCCUGGAAUGCUGCGUAUCACCGCAGACUCCUGAACUCAAAGAUUCAGGGCAUCCCGAAAGGGGCAAUGUUGGCUGUCGGUCUCGAGAGUGCUGCCUUGCUAUCCUAUGUGGAGGAGGUUCGCCGCAGACUGCCUGGAGAACUUGUCGUUGCGUGUUACAACAGUCCCCAGAAUCAUACCGUAUCCGGGGAUGAGAACCUGGUCUUGGUAUUGGAGCAAAUGCUGGAAAAAGACUCGGUCUUUUCGCGCCGCCUCAGAGCCCCAAAUGCGUACCAUUCUUGCCGUAUGAAGAACAUUGUGGAUGAGUAUGAGGCUGCGUUAGAGAACGACUCUGCAGAACCCGGCUAUCAAACACCUUUAGAGCACAGAAUCCGGAUGUUCUCAAGUACUACCGGCGACGAAGUUACGCGGUCGUCGUUGACCAAAAGUUUCUGGGCCCAGAGCGUUGUUUCGACUGUCAAGUUUUCCCAGGCAUUAGAACGGAUGUGCUUUGAAGAUGGCCGCAGUACAGUCGACGAGCUGAUUGAGAUUGGGCCUCAUUGUGCUUUGCAAAGCGCGAUCAAAGAAACUCUAGCUGGCAAGGAGUCCAUCGCGUGCCGAAUGACACUUAGCCGCUCUGACCCCUCGACGAGGACAUUGCUGGAUACAGUCGGUCAUCUUGCUGUUGCUGGUGCAAAUGUCAAUCUGUUUGAAGUCAACACUAGCUCUCAGUCGCCAGACAGGAAGCCUAAAUUGAUUGUCAAUCUGCCGCCGUACCCUUUCAACCAUGCCGAGAGAUCUCUGUAUGAGAGCCGGUUGAGUAGGGCACUGCGGUUCAGGCAACGUGGGCGCCACGAACUUCUCGGUACCCCUAACCCUGAUUCGAACGACUUGCGCCAAAGCUGGAAGCACUACCUACGAGUGAGCGAGAAUCCGUGGUUACGAGAUCACAAGAUUGCAGAUCGAAUCGUCUUCCCUGGCGUCGGAUACCUGGUGAUGGCCAUUGAGGCCAUGCGACAAAACGGGAGUGGGAACUCUCCUGCAGGUUACCGUUUUCGAGACGUGAACCUGAAGACGAUGCUUGUGGUCCCAGAUGAUAAGCACGGCAUCGAGGUUUGUUUUUUUAUGUACCUUGUGAACGAGUCAAACCUGUCGACGUCAGCCGUAUGGAAUCGUUUCUCUGUCAGUUCAUAUAACUUUGAGCUGGAUCAAUGGGUUGAGCAUUGCACGGGGUCUAUUGCCGGUGAUCCGGCGAUACUCCCCAAUCCUGUCACUGCUGGCCGCGAAGCAGCAAUCCUCCAGGAAACCUGGAUCGAAACCCAACAGCAAGCUUCUGCAUGUCGGAUACCAGUGGACACCAGCCAAUUCUAUGACAAUCUUUGCUCUGCCGGGAUUCAGUUUGGUUCUUUGUUCAGAAAUUUAUCGUCGGUGAAGAAAGGAGGGACCGUAGCUGGAGUAAUAUCUGGGAAAAUCACCAUCCCGGAUAUAGCAUCGAAUAUGCCUAGGAAGUUCAUCCAUCAACACUUAAUACAUCCCGCCACAUUUGACAAUGCUUUGCAUGCAGGAUUCGCCGCGGUCUCUGCUCUGAGUGACACUGUGGCACAGAAAAACGGUCUCGUCCCCAGCUUCAUUGCCCGGGCUUGGGUAUCUGCGAGUAUCCCAGACCAAGGAACUCUCGAAUGCUACGCGAGAGCAUGCCCCGUUGCCCAUAGCGCGUAUAGCAUUGAUACACAAGUGUGGGACGCUCAGAACCGCAAUGGAGCUCUUUCUCUUCGCGGAGUGCGCUUUUCCCCCUUUCAGUUUCAGACAACUGGACGGACCGAGAAUCACCUUUGCUGUUCCAUGCAAUGGAACAAUGAUGCAAACUUCAUCGCUAAUGCGUCGAUGGUUCUGCCGAGAGAGGAGCACAUGAGCUAUGACGGACAGAAAAUCCGUUUCUCGGAACUGCAGCUAGCAGCUGCACUAUUAGCCAGCAAUACAGUGCUUGAGCUGGAGGGGUAUCAUUUUCCGCCGACCAUCCCACACCACUACUUGCAAUGCCGAGAGUAUCUAAACAAAUUGGUAGCAGAUGCAGCACAGGGAUUGGUGCCCGGUAUCAGCAUAGAUGAGUGGCAGAAGUACGUGCAGGACAGUGAGAUGAGAAGCAGGCUUUUUGUGCGAGUUGCUGCGCGUGACACUGCCGGAGAACUUCUGUUGCGCAUGGGCACCAAUCUUUGCUCAAUUCUGAAGCAGGAAUGCGAUCCGUUGCACCUCAUGUUUGGCCAAGAUGAGAUCAUGACCAGGUUCUAUGAAAUGACCAUAGAGACAGGUCCCAUACCAGCUAGCCUCGAGCAAGUCAUGCACACGUUCCGCUACACCUACUCAGGUCUCAGAAUUCUCGAGAUAGGUGCCGGGACCGGAGCUUUUACCCACUCAAUCUUACGCUACCUCUGUCCUGUGGAGAACGACAGGGAGCCAUAUGAGAACUGCGUUGCUCAAUACGAUUACACUGAUCUGUCGCCGAGCUUUUUCGAGAAAGCCAAGUCUCGCCUCGCUGACUGGGAUGAGAUGCUCCAAUUUAAGGUGUUGAAUAUCAGCGUGGAUCCUCUCUCGCAAGGGUUUACGCGGGAAUCGUACGAUAUGGUAAUCGCUAGCAACGUCCUCCACGCCACCCCGGAUCUGACCCAGACUGUGAAAUAUGCCCGCUCACUGCUGAAGCCUGGCGGCAAGAUAGUCCUCCUUGAGGGUUGCAGACAAGACAUUUUGCAUAUUAAUGUCAUUUUUGGUGUCUUGAUUGGCUGGUGGUUAGCGACAGAGCCAUUGCGAAAAUGGUGCCCCUACGUACCGGUUGAAGAGUGGCAAGAAAUACUAUUGCAGUCGAGUUUCUCCGGUAUCGAUGUCGAUAUUCCAAGCUCGCGGUACCCGGAGUUCAAGGAGAACAGCCUCAUGGUUUCUACAGCGGUUGCCCCUGCAGGAUCUUCCAAUAAGCACCAAGUCAUCAUCAUCACCCAUGAGACCCAGAGUGGCGAGGUAGCCAAGGCUCUACACGAAUACCUCCGCAGCAAAGGGAUCAAUUCCUGUGCUGUUGAAACUCUGCAGUCCUUGUCUGAUAAAGACCUCAGCGACGUCAUCUGCAUUUCUCUUCUGGAGCUUCACCAUCCAGUGUUACAUGAGAUGGAUGAAGUCUGUUUUGACCAUAUCAAACACUUGAUGACCAGCUGUGACCGCAUACAAUGGGUAACUUGUAUGGAAGACCCGAUGCAUAGUCUCGCGGUUGGUCUCAUCCGCACGAUCCGAUGGGAGCGUGCGUCAGAGCGUCUAAAUCUAGUUACCUUGGCGGUCGACAUCGCGGCCAAUCUGACAGAAGACAUUGUCACCGGGAUUGCUCAAGUCUUCGUGCACCAAUAUCUGACCGAAGGACGCGCAGGAGUCCGCCACCGCAAUGCGGAAUAUCGCCUUCAUGGCUCGCAGGUUCAGACAAACCGAAUCGUCAAGAGUACUGAGGUAACAGGUCUAAUCAACGCCCGAGGUUCAUGCUCAAAGGUCCUAUCAACAGAAUGGAAGUCCUUGAAAUGGCCGGCGAAACUUUCGAUUGCAAGCACUGGAACACUUGAUGGUCUACGCUGGGUGUCCGACACGGAUCUUUUACCUCCUCUGGGACCGACGGAAGUGGAGAUCCGCGUUUGCGCAGUGGGCAUCAACUUCAAGGAUUUGCUCACGGUUUUUGGGGAGGUUCCGCACGAUAGCAUUGGCUGUGAGGCUGCCGGCGUCAUCACUCGAGUUGGAGCAGCCGUCUGCAGUCGGCUACAAAUCCGGGAUCGAGUAGUAUAUCAUGAAGACCCAGCGCAUGCGGGCACCUUCCGGACAAUCGGACGAGCUGAGCAGGACUUUGUGGUGCGCAUCCCACACGGACGAAGCUUUGAGGAGGCCGCCAGUAUGAUAGUCAUCUGGGCUACGGCUCUAUAUGGUCUGAAGUGGGUUGCCAAUUUGAAACCUGGGGAAUCGGUUUUGAUCCAUGCGGCUGCGGGUGGCGUCGGACAGGCGGCCAUACAGUACGCUCAAAUGGUAGGAGCCGAGGUCUUUGCCACCGUCUCGACUGUUGAGAAAAAGACACUACUGAUGGACGAGUACGGGAUCAAGGCGGAGCGCAUCUUCUUCAGCCGGGAUUUGGCUUUCGUAACCGGGAUCACAAGAUUGGCACCGCAGGGAGUCGACGUCAUCUUGAACUCGAUGGCAGGAGAAGCCUUGCAGGAGACAUGGGGCUGUCUCGCCCCCUUUGGACGCUUCAUAGAAAUCGGCAAGCGUGACAUCCUGUCUGGGGGGAAGCUGCCCAUGAGCCCAUUCCACGACAAUCGAACUUUUGCGGGAGUAAAUCUCGUUGCGCUGGCGCGGCUUCGUCCCAAGGUCGUUAGGGAACUUCUACAGGAGGUCAUGCAACUGUGGCAGGAGGAAAAGAUUCACCCACCCAAGCCGAUAACGGUGGUGCCGUAUGGACAGAUCCAGGCCGCUUUGCGAACCCUCCAGACAGGUUCAAAUAUGGGCAAGAUUGUCUGCAUUCCACAGGCGGAGGACACGAUUCCUUAUAUUGAAGAGAGACCAGCCCCGUACCGUUUGGAUCCAACUGCCGUAUAUAUCCUAGCGGGUGGGAUGGGGGGACUCGGCCGGAGUAUCGCCCACUGGAUGGCCACGCGAGGAGCGAGGCAUCUGGUUUUCCUCAGUCGAUCCAAUAAGCUACACCCUGCUGGAGAAACAAUGGUGUCAACACUGGAGGCCAUGGGGUGCCGGGUCCAAGUCAUCUGCUGCGAUAUCUUCGACGGUGCGCGGGUCAAGACCGUCUUUGAGGACAUUCAAGGCCCUACUGGCGCUCGUAUUCGAGGCUGCAUCAUCUGCUCACUUUCUUUGGCGGACAGUUCUUUCAAUGAAAUGAGCCACCGUCAAUGGCAGGAGCCUCUCCAGGCCAAAGUGCAGGGUUCCUGGAACAUCCAUAGAUACUUAUCAUCCGACCACCUACAAUUCUUUGUUAUGCUUUCCUCCAUAGCUGGCGUGGUCGGAAAUCGUGGUCAAGCAAAUUACAACGCCGGGAAUGUCUUCCAAGACACCCUAGCCGAGCUACGGGUUUCCCAGGGUCUUCCGGCCAUGAGCAUUAACCUCAGUGCCGUCGCAUCGGUGGGAUACAUCGCUGAGCGCAAGGAGUCUCUGCGUCACAUGCUCAAGGCCUUCACCACGCACAGUGCGGAUGAGAUGUUAGCGAUACUCGAGUACGCUCUGGAUCCGCGCCGGCCACCGUCGCUGGCGACGUGCCAGCUCGUGUGCGGUUUAGUUACCCAGUCCGCUUACGAGCAGCGCGGCAUUCCCGCCCCGCGCCCCCUGCAUGAUCCACUCUUCGUGCAUCUGCGGGACCGGUCAGUCCCAGCCGAUACGGCAAAGGCGGCGGACGGUGCAUCCGGGCAGUACUGCAUGCAAGCCUUGCUGGCUACGGCGCAGAGCGACGAAGCCGCGGCGCAGGUUGUGCUGACGGGUAUUCAGAAGAAGUUGUCCUCGGUUCUGAGCAUCGCUGAAGGCGAGGUCGAUCCGUCACGCUCUGUUCGCGAAAAUGGGGUGGACUCCCUCAUCGAGAUGGAGUUCCGCACUUGGGUGUCCAGAGAGCUCGAGAUGCGAUUGGAAAAGGCCGAUCUGAGUGGGAAGACUCUGAGCGAGUUGAGUGUGGAGGCGGGGACAGUGGACGACCUCCAAGCUUCAAGCUCAAGUGUCAAAUUCCGAGGUCAAGUGUCUGGCAAGCUGAAAAGAAAACAAUGUCAUUCAUUGGUACUCCAGGCCAUUGCGGCGAGCAACUAA
Aspergillus saccharolyticus JOP 1030-1 is the source of this 7827-nucleotide messenger RNA. Its product is annotated as type I polyketide synthase. Gene Ontology annotation, molecular function: fatty acid synthase activity; 3-oxoacyl-[acyl-carrier-protein] synthase activity; oxidoreductase activity. The coding region runs from base 1 to 7827 and encodes 2608 amino acids. The transcript has 7 exons. The record is from RefSeq and is a predicted model, not a curated record. Lineage: Eukaryota; Fungi; Ascomycota; Eurotiomycetes; Eurotiales; Aspergillaceae. Gene Ontology annotation, biological process: secondary metabolite biosynthetic process; fatty acid biosynthetic process.